AUGAAGAUUCCAAAAAAGAAUGGUCAAAAAAAGAAGGUCUCUCUUGAAUUAGAAAUAAGACAAGAAAAAAAUGAGAACAAAGAUAACAUGCUCUCUAAUAAUUUGCUGGAUGAAUUCCAAGAAAAAAGGUUGAAAUCUCUUCUUGAAAACUUAGUCAAUCGUGGUGAAAAGCUUAAAAGCUCAGUUG
Dentiscutata heterogama is the source of this 187-nucleotide messenger RNA. The record is from the annotation of a GenBank genome assembly. Lineage: Eukaryota; Fungi; Glomeromycota; Glomeromycetes; Diversisporales; Gigasporaceae.